Stegastes partitus (bicolor damselfish) is the source of this 943-nucleotide messenger RNA. RefSeq names its product interleukin 19 like (gene il20). NCBI's taxonomy places the organism in Eukaryota, Metazoa, Chordata, Actinopteri, Pomacentridae. The transcript has 6 exons. The record is from RefSeq and is a predicted model, not a curated record. The coding region runs from base 94 to 621 and encodes 175 amino acids.
CUAUAAGAGGAGACAGCAUGGAGACACAGAGACACAUCACUCCCAGGACUCCUGAUCUGAUUAACACACUGACAGUUUUGCCUCCAGGUAAACAUGGUGAUGAAGAUGCUGCUCGGCUGCUCCGUCUCUCUGCUCCUGCUGCUCGUCUGUCUGACUGAACCUGUGGAGAGUCGAACUCUGCAUCUGGACAGCUGCUCUGUCAAUGUUCACAUGCAUGAGCUGCGCAAAUAUUACUCUGACAUACGAUCAAAUGCGAUAUCAGAAGACAGUGAGAUCGGAGUGAAACUUCUGGAUAAAUCCUUAAUGACAACUGUUCAGGAGGGUCAGAGGUGCUGCUUCUUACGUCUGCUGCUGCGUUUCUACGUGGAGAGAGUGUUCAGCAACUACGCCUCCUCUCAGCCUCAGCAGCAGCGCUGCUCCAGCGCUCUGGCCAACGCUUUUGUCAGCAUCAGAAGAGAUAUCCAUAAAUGUCACUGCCUCUGUGAGGAAGAUACCCAGAGAAAAAUAGACUCCGUGCAUGCUGAGUUUGACAAGCUCCAGGUCGGCCAGGCAGCCCAGAAGGCGGUGGGGGAGCUGGACACUGUGCUAGAGUGGCUGGAGGGACAGAGAACACAAACAUAAUCUGAAUUCAUACACUGAUAUUGGCAAAUCUGUCAAUUUCAUUUUUUUUUUUUUGUGCCAUUUUGCAUUUCUCUAUUUGUACUUGAAUUAACUUAUCAUGUCUUUUUUUUUCAUCCACUAACACGUGGACUGAUAUUUUUAUUAGAAUAUUUAUGCUUACUACAACAUGUAUAUUUAUCAGAAAAUGAAAGCUUUUAUGGUAUUAUAUGUGUGUGUCAACUGUAAGGAAAUUAUGCAGCUUAACAAAUGACUACAUAUUAUUUUUAUAAUGUCAACAUUGCUUUGAUUUCAACAUUAAUAAAAACACUACUCUGACAUAGUG